UCAAUGAAACUUUAUAAUAAGACAAACCCGCCAAUMAAGUUUUUAACCAACUUUUGAAAGUCACCGAAGUAAUGACAAACAAAUUUGUUAUCAUCUCAAAGACCAUCCAAAGCCUGGUUCAUCUCAGCUUGAAACUCUUUGAACUUUAAUAGAAGUCUUUCAACUUGAAUGGUUUAUGCUAUAGGCGAUUACAAAGGAUGACGAGAAUGCCAUUGCCUUAUGAAUUCAAUCACAAAGAAGGUGAUGGCAUAGUCCGCAACCGUCUAUWCGAUUUGAACAUCUACCCCAARGAAAACGAGUUCCAGAAUUUUCCACAUGAUGAAGRAGAAGCUYCUAAUCUUUCUGGAGARGUUGAUUGUAAUCAAUACCCAUCUUACAUUGUUAAUAGCGAAGACAUUACAACAGAAAUGGAUUAUUGUAGUGAUUUCAGCAAUSAYCGAACUAACCAAACCGAUUAUUCGUUCGAGAAUGUUGGAUCAAUAAGCGAUUAUUAUAAUAAUUUGAGCGAAGACGAUCAAAGCUACCAGGACAAUAUACCGAUCAUUUUCCCAAAUAUUUCCAAAGCCUUCGUACCCAGGAGAACUAUGUCAUUGGGAACGGGCAUGCGCACUCGGUCACCUAAACAUGAAGAUCGCACAGAGAAGGAAUGGUAUUCGUCGCUUCUUAAACCUUUUAAAAAGUUUAGGAAUCUUUUUAAAAAGAGCCCCAAAAAGACAGUUAUAGAGGAAGACGACGAUGUUUUUGAUGAUAUUUCCAGUGAUGACUUUUAUGGAAGUGUGUCGUCAUUGAAGUUUAGCAAAGCGUUGGAUUAUUUUGACAUGCUGUAUUAGCGCAUGYUAAAUUUUGGAUCAUCAGACCUUGGAUUACUAAAGAUAGCGCARAAAGGCUCUGGACUCCCGUUAUAUUUAUACAUAACCAGAGUGUAACAUCCUCAUGUUUAGAAAACARCAUCA
This is a messenger RNA of Exaiptasia diaphana, 953 nucleotides long. RefSeq lists its product as uncharacterized. The record is from RefSeq and is a predicted model, not a curated record. Lineage: Eukaryota; Metazoa; Cnidaria; Anthozoa; Actiniaria; Aiptasiidae. The transcript has 2 exons. The coding region runs from base 198 to 830 and encodes 210 amino acids.